Messenger RNA from Lolium perenne, 1221 nucleotides. RefSeq lists its product as uncharacterized. The record is from RefSeq and is a predicted model, not a curated record. Gene Ontology annotation, biological process: DNA integration. Lineage: Eukaryota; Viridiplantae; Streptophyta; Magnoliopsida; Poales; Poaceae. Gene Ontology annotation, molecular function: nucleic acid binding.
AUGCAGUGGUGCCUACGCGACCAGAUCGGUCGGAACAUACAUGCAUACGUCGAUGACAUCGCGGUCAUGUCCUGGAAGGCAGCAGUGAGCCGGUUUGUCAGCCACCUUGGCAAGAAGGCACUUCCACUGUACAAAUUACUCAAGAAAGCGGACAAUUUCGUCUGGGACGAAACAGCAGACAAGGCCCUUCAGGAGUUAAAGAGGAUCCUUUCCUCCGCCCCCGUUCUGGCAGCUCCAACACCUUCGGAACCCAUGUUCCUUUACCUGGCGACAUCGAACAAGGUCAUCAGCAUCGUCAUUGUGGUGGAGCGACAGGAGGAAGAGCACGAGUACGGAGUUCAGAGACCUGUGUACUACGUCAGUGAAGUCCUGACAGAAUCCAAACAACGCUACCCCCACUUCCAGAAGCUAGCUUACGGAGUUUUUCUGGUUAGCCGGAAAUUAAGGCACUACUUCCAGGAACACCCCAUGACAGUCGUGAGCAAGGCUCCGCUGAACACAAUCAUCAACAACUCCGACGCCACCGGAAGAGUAGCAAAAUGGGGCAUCGAGCUUGCCGCAUUCGAGAUCAACUACAAACCAAGACAACCCAAUGCACCAGCUGCAGAGCUAAAGACCAUCCCUAUUACCUGGCCAUUUGCGGUCUGGGGGCUGGACAUGGUCGGAAAACUAAAGAGGGCAUCCUCCGGAUUUGAGUAUCUCCUAGUAGCUGUUGAUAAGUUUAGCAAAUGUAUUGAGGCUAAACCGGUGAAGAAGCCAGAUGGUGCAUCAGCACUAAAUUUUGUAAUAAGCCUCGUGGUCAGGUUCGGAAUUCCGCAUAGCAUUAUCACUGACAAUGGCACGAAUUUCGCAGUUGCAGAAUCAAAGGACUACUGUGAUGAUGUUGGGAUCCGGCUAGAUUUAGCUUCCGUAGCACACCCCCAGUCGAAUGGACAAGUGGAGUGGGCCAACGGCCUCAUUUUGAGCGGAAUUAAACCAAGACUUGAAGCUCCGCUCCGUCGUGCAUCCGGAGCUUGGGUCGAGGAACUGCCCUCGGUGCUAUGGAGUUUACGAAUGACUCCGAACCGAUCAACAGGGUUUACUCUGUUCUUCAUGGUCUACGAAGCUAAAGCUAUCCUCCCAACAGACAUUAUCCAUGACUCCCCACGAAUUUCUGCCUACUCAGAGGAAGAAGCUGACCAAGAUCGGCAUUUAUCCGUGGAUUUGUUAGAAGAGGCGUGA